CCUUCCUAAUGUCCCCUUGGCUCUCUGUGGGUUUCCUGAUCGCUGGUCCCAGGCCCAACAGGUGUGGAAGCGUCGUCAUGCCCUGGAGGAUGGGCGUCCUACCAAGGCCGCUGCUAUGGACUUUUCCAAGACAAAAUGACCUGGGCUGAAGCAGAGAUUGAUUGCCAGAGUCAAGGCACCAACGGGCACCUCGCUUCUAUUUCUAGCAAAGCCGAAGGAGCUGUGUUGGCCAGACACAUCAAGGCCUCUCUGCAAGGCUGCCAGCAUGUCUGGAUCGGACUGCAUGACCCCCAGAGGAACCGACGCUGGAGAUGGUCUGAUCGAUCGAUAGUCAACUACAGGUCUUGGGGCACUGGUGAACCUAGCAAUUUUGAAAACGAUGAAUACUGCGUGGAGCUUUUGUGUGACUCAGAUUAUCUUACGUGGAACGAUCAGAAUUGCAAAGACGAGAGCCCGUACAUCUGCGAGUUCGAACUUUAGUGCAGGAAGUUGCUUCUCCAACAUUCCAGAAACAACUAUGAGGAACCCAUCCUGUUAGACUAGAGAGCCUUCACAGCAAUCACCCUUCCUUCAAAGAAACCGGAUCUGCACCCUACAUAACAAACUGUCCUCCUUGUAGAUCACCUAUCUGAUAACUCGCUUAUGAAUCUUGACUGUAAACAGGAUAAUAACAGUAAACUCUGUCUUUGGAUAUUUGCAUACUGAA
Molecule: messenger RNA, 706 nt
Organism: Sphaerodactylus townsendi
Lineage: Eukaryota; Metazoa; Chordata; Lepidosauria; Squamata; Sphaerodactylidae
Product: C-type lectin-like
Exons: 5
Coding region: 136-480 (114 amino acids)
Molecular function (GO): signaling receptor activity
Source: RefSeq, a predicted model, not a curated record